Molecule: messenger RNA, 857 nt
Organism: Stereum hirsutum FP-91666 SS1
Lineage: Eukaryota; Fungi; Basidiomycota; Agaricomycetes; Russulales; Stereaceae
Exons: 4
Coding region: 31-657 (208 amino acids)
Source: RefSeq, a predicted model, not a curated record
CGUCCAACCCCUCUCCUAGUGCUUGUGGAUAUGCCUCUCAACGUGAUAACUGAAGUAGUCCAGCUGAAGCCUUCCAAGGCUUUCUUCGAUAACCCCUCUCUAUUCGAGACAUUGCGCGAGGCCGUUCAUGAGGGUGGAAUUAACCACCAGUCAUGGGCUCUGACUAUCGAGGAGCCCAAGAAGCUGUACUGGCUUGUCCACCAUGAAUAUGGUUUCAAGAUCGAGGACUUCAAGUGGAAUAAAGAGAAAUACGGAGACAUGCGCGAGAAACUCCUCGAGAUCGCAGAAGAAUACCCUGCAGCUGGAUGGCUCCACCUGGAGGGCGAUGUCUUUCCGGACGGUAUCACCACAGCGCCCAUUACCGACGUGGCAAUCAUACAGAUGAAGGAGGGUUUCGAUGAGGCGAAGUGGGCAGAGGUGAUAAACUUCGCGAUGGACGAUGUUCGUACGGCGAAGGGGUUCCACAAUGGUUGCUGGGCUGUGAGCAAAGGUGGUCAGACGUACGUGGUAGCUGGGUGGGACUCUGUGGAGGAUCAUGAGGCCUAUCUGAAGAGCGAAACGUCCCAGAAAGUGAACGAGAAAGUUAUCCCUUUCGUCACCGCCGGAGGGGGAACAAUCCACGGGAAGUUUGUAGACAUUGUUCAUGACAAGGCAUAGGGAUGUUUAUAAUCGUGUAUGAUCAAUCAGGCUCGCAGCUUGCUCGCAGCAGUGGAUGGCGAGGAAGAGUUGAAAUUGAUGUAUGAUGACAGUAGCGGAGAAAGUUGCGGAGGCCUGUGCCACACCGCCAACUGUGGCAAAGUCACUGUAUAUUGAAGACGUGUUCAAAUAAUUUCGAAUAUUGUGAGGUUAUCCUCCAA